UUGGACUUCAUUCAUGAAUACUUACUCCUUGUCACACACAGCAUGAACUUUAUUUGCCCAAUAAAACUAAUUGCUUCACCGUCCAGAGUAAAACUUCCAGUAUGCUGUCACACAUACUUCCUCAUUCCUGCCCAUACUUGUUUCCUCAACAGUUUUUUUUAUAAGCAGAUACCAAUGUGGUCAAGCAGCUCCUGCAGGGAAACCUCCUCUCCUCCUCCUCCUCCGAUGCAAAGUUUUGUUUCCUUGUGUCUCAUCACUAUUGCACCUACAGAGGAGGGAGGAAUCGGGACAGGAGUGUCCAAGAUAAAAGGGCAGACGGUGAAUAUGCAGGGUAGCUGCUGUUACUGAGUCGACCUAAAGAGCUCAACAUGGGUAACUGGAUUAUUAACAAUGGACUUUCAGCCUUCAUAGUGGUGGUCUGGAUGGGCAUCAACCUCUUCCUUUUCGUCUGGUUUUACCUAUUGUACGAUACGGGUGAUGCCUUUUUCUACACGCGUCAUCUGUUAGGGUCUGCCUUGUCCUGGGCCAGAGCUCCUGCUGCUGUCCUCAACUUUAACUGCAUGCUGAUCCUCCUCCCGGUGUGCAGGAACCUGCUGUCGUUGCUCCGAGGCUCCUUCAUGUGUUGCGGCAGAACAAUGAGGAAACAACUGGACAAAAAUCUGACUUUCCACAAGCUGGUGGCGUACAUGAUAGCUCUGAUGACAGCCGUGCACACGGUUGCCCAUCUGUUGAACGUGGAGUGGCUCAACAACAGCAGACGAGGACAGUAUGGUGAACUCAGCACUGCUCUGUCCAGCCUGUCGGACUCAGAAAACACCACCUUCCUGAACCCAGUCCGCAGAAUAGACAUCAAUGCGCAGCAGACUCCAACCUACUUCGUGUUCACCUCCAUCGCUGGCCUCACAGGGGUCGUCAUCACUCUGGCCCUCAUCCUCAUCAUCACCUCCUCCAUGGAGGUCAUCAGACGCAGCUAUUUCGAAGUCUUCUGGUACACCCACCAUCUCUUCGUCAUCUUCUUCAUUGGACUCGUGUUUCACGGAGCCGGAUUCAUCGUGAGGAGACAAAAGACAACGACUCCACCGCACAACUACACCUUAUGUAAAGACCGCAGCGGUGACUGGGGAAAGAUUCCUGAGUGUCCCGUCCCUCAGUUUGAGGGAGGGCCAGCACAGACCUGGUGGUGGGUGAUCGGUCCAAUCAUUCUGUACGUCUGUGAACGUGUGUUGCGUUUCAUCCGUUACAUGCAGAGAGUGCAAUACAGGAAGAUCGUGAUGCAUCCGUCCAAAGUGCUGGAGCUGCAGCUGGUGAAGGACGGUUUUAAAAUGGAGGUGGGUCAGUACGUCUUCCUCAACUGCCCGGCCAUCUCCCAGCUGGAGUGGCACCCGUUCACCAUGACCUCCGCCCCCGAGGAGGACUUCUUCAGCGUCCACAUCCGCUCGGCCGGGGACUGGACUGACAAACUCAUCGACAUCGUGCAGAAUCUACCAGAGGGAGAACAGGGACCCAAAAUGGGUGUGGACGGACCCUUUGGCACAGCCAGCGAGGACGUAUUCGACUACGAGGUCAGCAUGCUGGUCGGCGCUGGCAUCGGAGUCACUCCCUUCGCAUCCAUCCUCAAGUCCAUCUGGUACAAGUUCAAAAUCUCCAACUCUAAACUGCGCACCAGGAAGAUCUACUUCUAUUGGCUCUGCCGGGAAACCCAUGCCUUUGAGUGGUUUUCUGACCUGCUGCAGGUGCUGGAGAAAGAGAUGGAGGAGAGAGGGAUGGGGAAUUUCCUCACCUACAAACUCUAUCUGACUGGAUGGGAUCAAAAUCUUCGUUUUCAUGAAGGGGUUCACUUUGAAGAGGACACAGAUGUGGUCACUGGGCUCAAACAGAAAACUCACUACGGCAGACCCGCCUGGGACAAGGAGUUUGAGCAAGUCCGCAAAGAGAACCCCACGUCUGUGGUUGGGACUUUCCUGUGUGGCCCUGCAGUUCUAGCAAAAGUCUUAGAAAAGAAAUGUGCCAAAUACUCAGACGUGGAUCCCCGGAAGACCAAAUUUUACUUCAACAAGGAGAAUUUCUGAGUGAAACAAGGACACAGCAUUUGGGCUUUUUAAGACAGGAUAUCUUGUGGCACUAGCUGGGUGUGUUUUGACACUCAAUACUGCACGCUGAUAAAGAAGCAGGGCGUGUCCUUUUAUCAGAAAACUCAGGGACAGACUCUUCCAUUUCUUGUGAUCCACUGACUCAUGGCUUUUACGGUCAGUUGCACUCAGAUUUUCAGUCAUUGUAUGAUU
Molecule: messenger RNA, 2282 nt
Organism: Perca flavescens (yellow perch)
Lineage: Eukaryota; Metazoa; Chordata; Actinopteri; Perciformes; Percidae
Gene: nox1
Product: NADPH oxidase 1
Exons: 13
Coding region: 369-2069 (566 amino acids)
Biological process (GO): superoxide anion generation; defense response
Cellular component (GO): NADPH oxidase complex; plasma membrane
Molecular function (GO): superoxide-generating NAD(P)H oxidase activity
Source: RefSeq, a predicted model, not a curated record